GCGCACGCGCGGAGACGCCGGAACCGCUAGGGGCCCCGAUCACUGCCCAGAGCGAACGAAAUUGGUUACGCGCUCGAACUCCUUCUGGAGGGGAAAGAAAAAGAGCAAGAAGGGAGGGGGAAGUGCGCCGAAGUUCUGAGGCGGUGCUUGCGAGCAGCCACUUCAGGUUGAGUCGCCCCCGUCCCGUGCAUCUUCUCACUGUGGCAUUGGGGCAAGGAUGCCAGGCAGGGGAACGCGCCGGGAGGAUAGAACCGAGCCCACCACUUCCGCUAAACUGCCCCUAAACAAGGAGGAACUCAACUCGAAGAUUAAAGAACAAAAAGUUGUCGUGGAUGAGCUUUCCAACUUGAAGAAAAACAGAAAAGUUUAUAAACAGCAACCAAACAGCAACAUAUUCUUCCUUGCAGACAGAACAGAGAUGCUCUCUGAAAGUAAAAACACAUUAGAUGAGUUGAAAAAAAUCCACCAGGAAAUAGAAAAUACAGAAAAAAAUAAAAUCAAGAAAUAAGUUUGCAGAAUUGCACAUAAUGUGUGGCAUUUGUUGUUCAGUCACUUUCUCCAUUGGACAUGGGGGGUAUGAUUUUUUGCACAGGAACCUACUCCAUAAUCUUAAACGACGGGGACCCGACAGUAGUCAACAGGUGUUAAAGAAUGAUAAUGAUUAUCACUGUUUGUUUUCUGGUCAUGUCCUUCACUUAAGAGGCCUUUUGACUCCCCAGCCUAUUGAAGAUGAAAAAGGCAAUGUAUUCCUUUGGAACGGAGAAAUCUUUAGUGGAAUAUAUGUAGGAACUGAAGAGAAUGAUACUCAAAUUAUGUUUAAUCAUCUUUCUUCAUAUAAUAAUGAAUCUGAAAUCAUGUCACUUUUUUCAAGCAUCCGUGGUCCAUGGGCUUUUAUUUAUUACCAGGCCUCUAGUCAUUGUGUGUGGUUUGGUAGGGAUUAUUUUGGUCGUCGCAGCUUACUUUGGCAUUUUAGUAAUACUGGGAAGGGUUUCUGCCUUGCCUCAGUGGGUACUGAAGCUGCUGGAAUAGUAAACCAGUGGCAGGAAGUUCCAGCAUGUGGAAUUUUCAGAAUUGAUCUUAAAUCCUCUGCCAUUUCCAAACACAUAAUUUUAAAAUUGUAUCCUUGGAAAUAUAUUUCUGAAGAGAAUACAGUAGAGGAAGUUGACAAGAGUCUUAAUCAGAUUUUAGAUGAUUUGCCAAAAUUUGUAUCCGUUGAGAUAAAUGAAGGCAGACUUUGUCUUAAGACACCUGUUGCUCCAUUAAAUACAGAGUUGCCACAAGGUUCAUUUGAAUCUGAUCAUAGUUCCCAUAUCCCAGCUACUAUAGAAAAUCUUCAAGUUUUUCUGAAACAUGAGCACAUGAAGAAAGCAGUUCAUCGGUUAAUUGAUGUCUUAAGUGAAGCAGUAAAGAAACGAGUUUUAUGUUUAUCUAGGACUGAAAGUCUAUUCCUAAAUGAUGACCUUUCUAAAGCCUCUGCUAAGGAGGCAAAUAUUGCAAUACUUUUUUCUGGUGGCAUUGAUUCCAUGGUUAUUGCAAGCCUUGCUGAUCGACAUGUUCCUUUUGAUGAACCAAUUGAUCUUCUUAAUGUUGCUUUCAUGACUAAAGAACGGACUGGGCAUACUACUUUCACCAAAAAAAGUGGUAAACUGAAAAAAAGUCUUGAAACAUCUUCUGAGGAAAGCAGUAAAGGACUUGCUACCACAGCUGAUAAUAUUCAGGACCAGAAUUUUAAUGUGCCAGACCGACUCACUGGCAGAGCAGGACUAAAGGAAUUGAAAGCUAUAAAUCCUUUAAGAAUUUGGAAUUUUGUUGAAAUUAAUGUUUCCCUGGAAGAACUACAGAGAAUGAGACAACACCGGAUAAGCCAAUUAGUUCAACCGUUGAAUACAGUUUUGGAUGACAGCAUUGGUGGUGCAGUCUGGUUUGCAUCUAGAGGAGCUGGCUGUGCUAUGAAAGAAGAUGAAAUGAAACCAUACCAAAGUUCUGCAAAGGUAGUUCUUACUGGGAUUGGUGCUGAUGAACAGCUUGCAGGAUAUUCUCGUCAUCGUGUUCGCUUCAAGACACAUGGUCUAGAGGGAUUAAAUAAAGAACUGGAAAUGGAACUGGGUCGAAUUUCUUCUAGAAAUCUUGGCCGUGAUGACAGGGUUAUUGGCGAUCAUGGAAAAGAAGCAAGGUUUCCUUUCCUUGAUGAAAAUGUCGUCUCCUUUCUAAAUUCUCUCUCUAUUUUGGAAAAAGCAGACUUGACUUUGCCCCGUGGAGUUGGUGAGAAAUUGAUUCUGCGCCUUGCAGCACUAGAACUUGGUCUUACAGCUUCCACUGUUCUGCCAAAAAGAGCCAUGCAGUUUGGAUCUAAAAUUGCAAAAAUGGAAAAUAAUAAUGAAAAGGCCUCUGAUAAAUGUAAUCGACUCCAAGUGUUAUCCUCAGAGUAACACCUUGUUGAAUAGGCUUUUCAGUGUUAACGAGUGUACAUGUUGCAACAUUUAUUGGAUUAUUACAUAAAAUAAAAUAUUUUUCUAUUGUGUAUUGUACUU
Messenger RNA from Trichosurus vulpecula (common brushtail), 2531 nucleotides. It is a transcript of the gene ASNSD1, whose product is annotated as asparagine synthetase domain containing 1. The transcript has 6 exons. The record is from RefSeq and is a predicted model, not a curated record. Bases 528 to 2429 code for a protein of 633 amino acids. Gene Ontology annotation, molecular function: asparagine synthase (glutamine-hydrolyzing) activity. Lineage: Eukaryota; Metazoa; Chordata; Mammalia; Diprotodontia; Phalangeridae.